UUUCUCGAUGACAGUCAAAACCGCCUUCAGUUCGGUCCCUCAUCAAUUCUAUGCCCUAACCUAGAAAGCUCUACAAUUUGCAGAGUUUAAUUCCAUAUUAAGAAAUUCAUGCGAUUUCUUCAUCUCCACCGCCAUCUCUAUGUACAGUCUCGUUUGUCGUCAAUAUAAUUCUUCAGUUAUUCAAUAUUUGAAUUAAAACCCUUGUGCUUAUAUCCACUGCAAAAAUACUGUGAACAAACCCUAGGUUCUUUUUUAUCCUUCGAUUUUUCAUCAUGAGCCCUGUUCAGAAUUUUGAGGAGCAUUCUCGCCACCUCAUUGAACUCAACCUCGAUACUCAGACGAGGCUACGGAUGGCUUUGGAAGUUCGGGAUAGUCUGGAGAUAUGCCACACAGGGGAGUACUUAAAUUUCUUAAGAUGCUACUUUCGGGCAUUUUCUGCCAUUUUAUAUAACAAUACGAAGCCACAGUUUGUUGAUAAUCCCGAGCACAAGCUUCGUAAUAUUGUCAUUGAAAUCCUCAACCGCCUUCCUCAUAGCGAGGUCCUCAGGCCUUUCGUUCAGGAGCUUCUAAAAGUUGCAAUGCACGUGCUCACAACGGACAAUGAGGAAAAUGGAUUAAUAUGCAUUAGGAUUAUCUUUGACUUGCUUAGAAAUUUUAGGCCCACAUUAGAGAAUGAAGUUCAACCGUUUUUGGAUUUUGUCUGCAAAAUUUAUCAGAAUUUUGGGGCCACUGUCAGUUAUUUUUUUGAGAGUGGGGCCGAGGUGGCGCCACCACCAGCCCCAGCGUCAACUUCGGGGUCUGUGGGCUCCUCAUUCCUCAGUGAUGAAGUGAAGUCAAUGGAGGUUUCUCACGAAGUAGGUACCUUAAGUGGGUAUGUUGGGGCUUCAGGGCAGCUUAAUCCAAGUACGAGGUCGUUUAAGGUUGUUACGGAGAGUCCGUUAGUUGUUAUGUUCCUCUUUCAGUUGUAUAGCCGUCUUGUUCAGACCAAUAUUCCACAUCUAUUGCCAUUGAUGGUGGCAGCAAUAUCAGUCCAGGGUCCAGAAAAGGUUCCCCCCCAUUUGAAGGCUCACUUUAUUGAGCUGAAGGGUGCACAAGUCAAGACUGUGUCUUUCUUAACUUACUUGCUGAAGAGCUUUGCUGAUUAUAUCAAGCAACAUGAAGAAAGCAUAUGCAGAAGCAUAGUGAAUCUGCUUGUCACUUGCUCUGAUUCGGUUUCUAUUCGAAAGGAAUUAUUGGUAGCUCUGAAACAUGUUCUUGGCACAGAUUUUAAGCGUGGUUUAUUUCCUCUAAUCGAUACACUUCUGGAUGAAAGGGUCCUAGUUGGAACUGGCCGGGCCUGCUUCGAGACAUUGAGGCCUUUGGCUUAUAGUCUUCUAGCAGAGAUUGUUCAUCAUGUGCGGGGAGAUCUUUCUUUGUCUCAGUUAUCUCGGAUUAUUUACCUUUUCUCUAGCAACAUGCAUGAUGCCUCACUGUCGCUCAGCAUUCACACUACCUGUGCUCGGUUAAUGUUGAACCUGGUGGAACCCAUUUUUGAGAAGGGUACUGAUCAUUCUUCGAUGGAUGAAGCACGUAUUUUGUUGGGCCGAAUUUUGGACGCAUUUGUUGGAAAGUUUAACACCUUUAAGCGCACUAUUCCUCAGCUACUGGAAGAGGGAGAGGAGGGAAGAAACCGAUCUAGCUUGAAGUCAAAACUUGAAGUCCCAGUACAGGCCGUCCUUAAUUUGUCAGUCCCUGUGGAGCAUUCCAAGGAAGUCAAUGACUAUAAGCAUCUGAUAAAGACCUUAGUUAUGGGAAUGAAGACAAUUAUUUGGAGCAUUACUCAUGCUCAUAUACCCCGGUCACAGGUUUCAACUUCCAUAAAUGGGACAACUCAGCAAGGGCUCACUUCGACAUCAUCAAGUUCGUCAAUACCUCUACAGUCUAAAGGGAUGAGAGAAGAUGAGGUUUGGAAAGCUUCUGGUGUUUUGAAGAGUGGUGUGCACUGCAUGGCGCUGUUCAAGGAGAAAGACGAGGAGAGGGAAAUGGCCCUUCUCUUUUCCAAUAUUUUGGCCAUAAUGGAACCACGAGAUUUAAUGGACAUGUUUUCCUUGUGCAUGCCAGAGCUGUUUGAGUGCAUGAUUUCCAAUGCUCAGCUAGUGCACAUCUUUUCCACCCUACUGCAAACCCCUAAAGUAUUUCGUCCAUUUGCAGAUGUGUUAGUUAAUUUUCUUGUGAGCAGCAAACUUGAGGUUCUGAAGCACCCUGAUUCACCAGCUGCAAAACUUGUUUUGCAUCUCUUCCAGUUUUUGUUUGGUGCCAUUGUGAAGGCUCCUUCAGAAUGUGAACGUAUACUGCAACCUCAUGUUCCUGUGAUGAUGGAAACUUGCAUGAAAAAUGCUACUGAGGUUGAGAGAUCUAUUGGUUAUUUACAACUUCUUCAGAUGAUGUUUCGCGCACUUGGUGGAGGUAAGUUUGAACUUCUACUGCGGGACUUGAUUCCUUCACUGCAAUCUUGUCUGAAUAUGUUGUUGGCCAUGCUUGAGGGACCUACUGGUGAAGAAAUGAAGGAGCUUCUGCUUGAACUUUGCUUGACGUUGCCUGCACGGUUAAGUUCAUUGUUACCUCACCUUCCUUGUUUAAUGAAGCCUCUUGUUAUGUGUCUCAAAGGGACUGAUGAUCUUGUCAGUCUUGGUUUGAGGACUCUUGAGUUUUGGAUUGAUAGCUUGAACCCUGAUUUUCUGGAACCAAGUAUGGCAAACGUUACUUCCGAGGUGAUUUUGACGUUGUGGUCUCAUUUGAGGCCUGCACCCUAUCCUUGGGGGGGGAAAUCAUUACAACUUCUUGGCAAAUUAGGUGGUCGUAACAGACGUUUUCUCAAAGAGCCUCUGGCACUUGAAUGCAAAGAAAAUCCAGAGCAUGGACUUCGAUUAAUCCUGACAUUUGAGCCUUCAACUCCAUUUUUGGUUCCUUUAGAUCGUUGUAUUAGCCUUGCUGUGGUAGCUGUCAUGCACAAGAACGGUUCCGUGGAUGCUUUCUAUCGGAAACAAGCUCUAAAAUUUCUUCGUGUUUGCUUAUCAUCUCAGCUCAAUUUGCCUGGACUAGUGACUGAUGAUGGUUCUACAUCUAGACAACUGUCAAUGUUUCUAGUUUCUUCAGUUGAUCCAUCUUGGAGGAGAUCUGAGACGUCUGAUGUCAAGGCUGACUUGGGUGUCAAGACAAAGACCCAACUUAUGGCUGAGAUAUCCGUGUUCAAGAUUCUGUUGAUGACCAUAAUAGCUGCAAGUGAGGAGCCGGACUUACAUGACCCCAAAGAUGAUUAUGUUGUCCAUAUCUGUCACCAUUUUGCUAUGAUAUUUCACGUUGAGAGCCCGACAGGCCUUACUUCGAUUUCAGUCUCAUCACUUGGUGGUCCUGUGCUUCCAACCAAUUCCAAUGUUAGUUCUAAGCCAAGAAAUAGUAUUUCACUGAAAGAGUUGGAUCCUUUGGUCUUUUUAGAUGCUUUGGUUGAAGUACUAGCAGAUGAAAAUAGACUGCACGCUAAAGCUGCUCUAAAUGCGCUCAAUGUUUUUGCUGAGACACUUCUGUUCCUUGCUCGCUCUAAACAUCCUGACAUGCUCGUGUCUCGAGGAGGUCCUGGAACUCCUAUGGUUGUCUCCAGUCCUUCAAUCAGUCCAGUUUAUUCACCUCCUCCAAGCGUGCGACUUCCUGUUUUUGAGCAACUUCUACCGCGGCUUCUGCAUUGUUGUUAUGGAAGCACCUGGCAAUCACAAAUAGGAGGAGUUAUGGGACUUGGUGCUUUGAUUGGAAAGGUCACUGUUGAAACUUUAUGCCUUUUUCAAGUACGUAUUGUUCGGGGACUGGUUUAUGUUCUUAAAAGGCUUCCUACAUAUACUACUAAAGAACAGGAAGAGACAAGUCAGGUGCUUACGCAAGUUCUUCGUGUAGUGAAUAAUGUUGACGAUGCAAACAGUGAAGCACGUAGACAAAGUUUUCAAGGAGUUGUUGGAUAUCUAGCUUCAGAAUUGUUUAAUGCAAACUCAUCUGUUAAUGUGAGAAAGACUGUGCAAUCUUGUUUAGCACUUUUGGCAAGUAGGACUGGUAGUGAAGUUUCUGAAUUGCUUGAACCUUUGUAUCAACCUUUGCUACAGCCUCUUAUCAUGCGAUCCCUGCGAUCCAAGACCGUGGAUCAACAGGUUGGAACAGUUACCGCUUUGAAUUUCUGCCUGGCAUUGCGGCCUCCUCUUCUUAAAUUAACUCAGGAGCUUGUCAAUUUUCUGCAAGAAGCUCUGCAAAUAGCAGAGGCUGAUGAAACUGUGUGGGGUGCGAAAUUUAUGAAUCCAAAAGUGGCGACAUCGUUGAAUAAAUUACGCACAGCUUGCAUUGAACUCUUAUGCACUGCCAUGUCAUGGUCUGACUUUAAAACCCAAAAUCAUUCAGAUUUGCGAGCUAAGAUCAUUUCCAUGUUUUUCAAAUCCUUGACAAGCAGGACAUCUGAAAUUGUUGCCGUUGCAAAGGAAGGGCUACGACAGGUUAUUCAGCAGCAAAGGAUGCCAAAAGAACUUCUGCAGAGCAGUUUGAGGCCUAUAUUGGUUAACUUGGCACAUACCAAAAAUCUCAACAUGCCUCUCUUACAAGGUCUGGCCCGCCUGCUUGAGCUUCUAUCUAACUGGUUCAAUGUUACCUUAGGUGGCAAAUUGUUGGAGCAUCUCAAAAAAUGGUUGGAUCCUGAGAAACUCGCACAGUGCCAGAAGUCUUGGAAAGCUGGUGAAGAACCAAAAAUAGCAGCUGCUAUCAUCGAGCUCUUUCAUCUGCUUCCUUCUGCAGCUGGGAUGUUUCUAGACGAGCUUGUGUCAUUGACUAUUGAUUUGGAAGCUGCCCUUCCACCUGGACAGUUUUAUAGCGAGAUCAACAGUCCAUAUCGCCUCCCUCUCACUAAAUUUCUUAAUCGUUAUCCCACAGCUGCUGUCGAUUAUUUUCUUACUCGAUUAUCUAAUGACAAGUACUUCAGGCGGUUUAUGUAUAUAAUACGGUCAGAUGCUGGCCAACCUUUGAGAGAGGAACUCGCAAAAUCACCGGAAAAGAUAUUAGCUAGUGCUUUCCCUGAUUUUUUACCCAAAUCUGACGUAUCAACAGCUCAGGAAUCUUUCAGUUCGCCUGCUGUUUUAAUGGGUGAUGGCGGCCAUAUUACUCCUAAAGCCGAGAGUUCUGUUCAGCCAACUACGACUUCAGCUGCAGCAUCUGAAGCCUAUUUCCAGGGUCUUGCUUUAAUCAAGACUCUUGUAAAAUUGAUGCCUGGCUGGUUGCAAAAUAACCGUGUUGUAUUUGACACAUUGGUUCUCAUAUGGAAGUCCCCAGCCAGAAUUUCCCGUUUGCAAAAUGAGCAGGAAUUAAACCUAGUGCAAGUGAAAGAAAGCAAGUGGCUUGUCAAAUGUUUUCUGAAUUACUUUAGGCAUGAUAGAACGGAGGUUAAUGUGCUAUUUGAUAUUCUAUCCAUCUUCUUGUUUCGCACGUGUAUAGAUUUUACUUUCUUAAAGGAGUUCUAUAUAAUUGAGGUUGCUGAGGGCUAUCCACCGAACAUGAAAAAAACUCUGCUGCUUCAUUUUCUGAACCUUUUUCAAAUAAAACAAUUAGACCAUGAUCACAUGGUGGUCGUAAUGCAAAUGCUCAUUCUUCCAAUGUUAGCUCAUGCCUUCCAGAAUGGCCAAACUUGGGAGGUCAUUGAUGCAGCUGCAGUCAAGAUAAUUGUUGACAAGCUUCUUGACCCUCCAGAGGAGGUAUCUGCUGACUAUGAUGAGCCCCUAAGGAUUGAGCUUCUACAGCUAGCCACACUGCUUCUCAAGCAUCUUCAGAAUGAUCUUGUUCAUCACCGCAAGGAACUCAUCAAAUUUGGCUGGAAUCAUCUCAAACGUGAAGACAGUGCCAGUAAGCAGUGGGCUUUUGUUAAUGUUUGCCACUUCUUGGAGGCCUACCAAGCUCCUGAGAAAAUUAUUCUGCAGGUUUUUGUCGCACUUUUAAGGACUUGCCAGCCAGAGAAUAAGAUGUUGGUCAAACAAGCCCUUGAUAUACUAAUGCCAGCACUUCCACGAAGAUUGCCUCUUGGCGAUUCUCGUAUGCCAAUUUGGAUACGUUACACAAAGAAAAUACUUGUCGAAGAAGGCCACUCAAUUCCUAAUCUUAUCCAUAUAUUCCAGCUCAUUGUCCGCCAUUCGGAUCUUUUCUACAGCUGUAGAGCACAAUUUGUGCCUCAGAUGGUGAAUUCUCUUAGUCGCCUAGGGUUGCCAUAUAAUACUACAGCAGAAAAUAGGCGUCUUGCAAUUGAACUUGCUGGAUUGGUUGUCAAUUGGGAAAAACAAAGGCAAAGUGACAUGAAGAAAGGGCCUACUAAUGAUGGAAAUGGUCAGAUUACUGAUGGAAUUGGUCAUGCCUCUGCUGCAGGAGAUCCUAAGCAUUCAGCUGAUGGGUCUUCAUUUUCUGAAGAUUCAAGUAAGCGUAUAAAGGUUGAACCAGGUCUGCAAUCCCUUUGCGUCAUGUCCCCUGUUGGUUCCUCUUCAAUUCCUAACAUCGAAACUCCUGGGUCUGCUGGGCAACCUGAUGAAGAGUUCAAGCCUAACGCGGCCAUGGAAGAGAUGAUCAUCAAUUUUCUCAUAAGAGUUGCUUUAGUGAUAGAGCCCAAGGAUAAGGAGGCCAGUUUAAUGUAUAAACAAGCUUUGGAGCUUCUAUCACAGGCUUUGGAAGUGUGGCCCAAUGCUAAUGUCAAAUUCAAUUAUUUAGAGAAGCUGCUGAAUAGUACUCCAUCCUCCCAAACGAAGGACCCAUCUUCAGCCCUAGCUCAAGGUCUGGAUGUGAUGAACAAGGUCCUGGAGAAGCAACCUCACUUGUUUGUUCGAAAUAAUAUCAACCAGAUAUCCCAAGUUCUCGAACCAUGUUUCAAGUUUAAAAUGAUAGAAGCUGGAAAGUCACUGUGCUCCCUGUUGAAAAUGGUUUCUGCUGCAUUUCAUCCAGAAGCAGUCAAUACGCCACAUGAUGUGAAGAUGCUGUAUCAAAAAGUGGAGGAGAUAGUACAGAAGAACCUUGCUGCUGUUGCAACUCAGAUUUCCGGAGAAGAUAAUUUUGGUAGCAUGAUUAGCUUUGUGCUGUAUAUCAUCAAAACUUUGUCAGAUGUGCACAAAAACUUGAUUAAUCCAUCGAAUUUGGUUCAUGUCCUUCAGCGCCUUGCAAGAGAUAUUGGAUUGUCAAGCGGCUCUUAUGCUAGACAAGGUCAGAGAUCUGAUCCAGAUUCUGCUGUAACUUCUUCUCGUCAAGGUUCUGAUUAUGGGAUUGCCAUUGCCAAUUUGAAAUCUGUUUUGACACUAAUCAGUGAAAAAGUCAUGAUUGUUCCAGAGUGCAAACGAUCUGUAACACAGAUUUUGAACUCCUUACUCUCUGAGAAGGGCACUGAUCCUUCUUUGCUUCUAUGCAUACUAGAUGUAAUAAAGGGAUGGAUUGAAGAUGAUUUUAGUAAACAGGGCACACCUUUUGCGUCUAGUAUGUUUCUUACUCCUAAAGAAGUUGUUGCUUUCCUUCAGAAGCUUUCACAAGUUGAUAAGCAGAACCUCUCUCCUAGUCUCGUAGAAGAGUGGGACAGGAAAUAUCUUGAUCUUCUUUUUGGACUUUGUGCUGACUUAUCUAAAUAUCCUUCUCCACUACGCCAAGAAGUCUUUGAGAAAGUAGAGAGGAAGUUCUUACUUGGUUUAAGGGCAAAAGAUCCUGACAUCCGGAUGAAGUUUUUCUCUCUUUAUCAUGAGGCCCUUGCGAAGACAUUGUUCACGAGACUGCAAUACAUUAUUCAAGUUCAAGACUGGGAGGCUUUAAGUGAUGUCUUUUGGCUCAAGCAAGGCCUCGAUCUUCUUUUGGCCAUUCUAGUCGAGGAUAAACCUAUUACACUGGCUCCGAACUCUGCAAGAGUUCCACCUCUUGAUGUAUCGGGUGCGAUUUCUGAUGGUGCUGGUGUGCAGCCAAUGGUUACUGAUAUUGUAGAAGGAUCUGAAGAGGCACCUCUAACCCUUGAUAGCCUCGUGUCUAAGCAUGGAGAGUUUCUGAACGAAAUGAGCAAACUUCGGGUUGCGGAUCUUAUUGUUCCACUGAGAGAGCUGGCCCAUACAGACGCAAAUGUUGCAUAUCAUUUGUGGGUCUUGGUGUUUCCUAUUGUUUGGAUGUCAUUACAUAAGGAAGAACAGAUAACACUAGCUAAGCCAAUGAUAGCUCUCUUAUCGAAAGACUAUCACAAGAAGCAGCAAUCAUAUCGCCCAAAUGUUGUGCAAGCUCUUUUAGAAGGACUCCAGUUAAGCCAUCCCCAGCCACGUAUGCCCAGUGAACUCAUUAAAUACAUUGGAAAGACUUACAAUGCAUGGCAUAUUGCAUUAGCACUGCUAGAAAGUCAUGUGAUGUUGUUCUUGAAUGACACAAAGUGUUCCGAGUCUCUGGCUGAGCUUUAUCGAUUACUGAAUGAAGAAGAUAUGAGGUGUGGUUUGUGGAAGAAACGGUCAGUUACUGCAGAAACCAGAUCUGGUCUUUCACUUGUUCAGCAUGGUUAUUGGCAACAGGCACAAAGCCUUUUCUAUGAAGCUAUGGUGAAGGCUACUAAAGGAACUUACAACGAUACUGUACCGAAAGCUGAGAUGUGUCUUUGGGAAGAGCAGUGGCUUCAUUGUGCUACUCAACUCAGUCAAUGGGAUGUGCUGGUGGACUUCGGCAAAAUUGUCGAGAAUUAUGAAAUACUACUAGAUAAUCUCUGGAAAAAACCUGACUGGGCAUAUCUGAAAGAUCAAGUUAUUCCAAAAGCUCAAGUAGAAGAAACUCCCAAACUUCGUACUAUCCAAGCAUAUUUUGCCCUUCAUGAAAAAAGUAUAAAUGGUGUGACGGAGGCCGAAAACUUAGUGGGUAAAGGUGUUGAUCUUGCCUUGGAUCAGUGGUGGCAAUUGCCUGAAAUGUCCAUUCAUGCAAGAAUCCCUCUUCUUCAGCAAUUUCAGCAGCUAGUUGAAGUUCAAGAAUCAGCUAGGAUUGUAGUGGAUAUUGCCAAUGGAAAUAAACUUUCUGGUAAUUCUGUCGGUGGGCACAGUGGUCUAUAUGCAGAUCUCAAGGAUAUCCUUGAGACAUGGAGACUGAGAACUCCAAAUGAAUGGGACAAUAUGUCUAUUUGGUAUGAUUUGCUUCAAUGGAGAAAUGAGAUGUAUAAUGCGGUUAUCGAUGCAUUUAAGGAUUUUGGCAAUACAAAUCCUCAGCUACAUCAUCUUGGGUUCCGUGACAAGGCAUGGAAUGUCAAUAAGCUUGCCCAUAUUGCCCGCAAGCAUGGCUUGUAUGAUGUUUGUGUGUCUAUACUAGAUAAAUUGUAUGGCCACUCUACUAUGGAAGUUCAGGAGGCUUUUGUUAAAAUAAGAGAACAAGCAAAGGCAUAUUUGGAAAUGAAGGAAGAGCUAGUAACUGGUCUUAAUUUGAUAAAUAAUACUAACCUCGAGUAUUUUCCUAUCAAACAACACAAGGCUGAAAUUUUUCGCCUGAAGGGUGAUUUUUUGUUAAAGCUCAAUGAUUGUGAAGGUGCUAAUAUUGCGUAUUCAAAUGCGAUCAGUCUCUUCAAGAACUUGCCUAAAGGAUGGAUUAGUUGGGGAAAUUAUUGUGACAUGGCUUACAGAGAAACCCAUGAAGAGAUUUGGUUGGAAUACGCUGUGAGCUGCUUUCUUCAGGGCAUCAAAUUUGGGAGUCCUAAUUCCAGAAGUCAUCUAGCCCGUGUUCUGUACCUACUCAGUUUUGACUCCUCCAAUGAGCCAGUAGGGAGGGCAUUUGACAAAUACUUGGAUCAAGUGCCUCACUGGGUUUGGCUUUCUUGGAUUCCUCAACUAUUGUUAUCCUUGCAAAGGACUGAAGCUCCACAUUGCAAACUUGUUUUACUUAAAAUUGCCACUGUAUAUCCUCAGGCAUUGUAUUACUGGCUGCGAACGUAUUUGCUCGAACGGCGUGACGUUGCAAACAAAUCUGAAAAUGGUAGGAUGGCCGCUCAGAGAAUGCAACAAAAUGUCUCUGGUCCUUUUGUUUCUGGUUCUAUUGGCUUGGCCAGCGGAAGUUCACGAGUGGCCGGUCAGAUUGGCAGUUCGUUAGCCUCAGACAGUCAGAUUCACCAAGGAGUUCAAUCUACUGGAGGUCUUGGUUCGCAUGAUGGCAGUAGCUCUCAGGUGCAAGAACCUGAAAGGUCUGCUACUGUUGAAGGCAGUAUACCGUCUGGUAAUGAUCAAUCAUUGCAUCAGAGUUCGUCCAACAACGAUAUUGGUCAGAAUGCAUUGAGGCGUAACUCAGCAUUGGGAUUUGUUGCCUCUGCUGCUAGUGCUUUUGAUGCUGCCAAAGACAUAAUGGAGACUCUUAGAAGCAAACACACCAAUCUGGCUAGCGAACUCGAGAUUUUGCUGACAGAAAUUGGCUCAAGAUUUGUUACCUUGCCAGAGGAGAGGCUUCUGGCAGUUGUUAAUGCUCUGCUUCACCGGUGUUACAAGUACCCAACAGCCACUACGGCAGAAGUUCCCCAGUCUCUCAAAAAGGAGCUUUCUGGUGUUUGCAGAGCUUGUUUUUCUGCAGAAGCUUUGACCAAGCAUGUUGAAUUUGUGGAUGAGUACAAAACGGAUUUUGAACGUGAUCUUGACCCAGAAAGUACUGCCACAUUUCCGUCAACCCUUGCUGAACUAACCCAAAGAUUAAAGCAUUGGAAAAAUAUUCUCCAGAGAAAUGUUGAGGACAGGUUUCCAGCUAUUUUGAAACUGGAAGAUGAAAGCAGGGUGUUGCGAGACUUCCACGUUGUUGAAGUGGAAGUACCUGGACAAUAUUUUACUGAUCAGGAGGUUGCACCAGAUCAUACGGUUAAGUUAGACAGGGUGGGAGCUGACAUUCCAAUUGUAAGAAGGCAUGGAAGCAGUUUCCGGCGAUUAACUUUAAUUGGGUCUGAUGGAUCCCAGCGACAUUUUAUAGUUCAGACAUCUUUGACGCCAAAUGCUAGAAGUGAUGAACGAAUCUUGCAACUCUUUCGGGUGAUGAAUAGAAUGUUUGAUAAACAUGAGGAAUCACGGCGCCGACAUAUCUGCAUUCACACACCAAUUAUCAUACCAGUGUGGUCACAGGUCCGUAUGGUUGAAGAUGAUCUGAUGUACAGCACUUUCCUGGAGGUAUAUGAGAAUCAUUGUGCUAGAAAUGACCGAGAAGCAGAUUUACCUAUCACUUAUUUCAAAGAGCAACUGAAUCAAGCCAUAUGUGUACAGAUAUCACCUGAAGAGGUGGUAAAUCUUCGUCUUGAAGCUUACAAUGAUAUUAUAAAAAAUAUAGUGACAGACAGCAUAUUCUCACAGUAUAUGUACAAAACUUUGUCAAGUGGAAAUCAUAUGUGGGCAUUUAAAAAGCAGUUUGCCAUCCAGUUGGCUCUUUCAAGUUUUGUGUCGUUCAUGCUACAAAUUGGAGGAAGGUCUCCAAACAAGAUUCUUUUUGCUAAGAACACUGGGAAAAUUUUCCAGACAGAUUUUCAUCCAGCAUAUGAUGCAAAUGGGAUGAUUGAGUUUAAUGAACCAGUGCCUUUCCGCCUAACAAGGAAUCUGCAGGCCUUUUUCUCUCAUUUUGGAGUGGAAGGCCUUAUUGUCACAGCCAUGUGUGCGGCUGCUCAAGCUGUGGUUUCACCUAAACAAAGUCAGCAUAUUUGGCAUCAUUUGGCUAUGUUUUUCCGUGAUGAGUUGAUAUCUUGGUCCUGGAGAAGACCUCUUGGAAUGCCUCUUGCUCCUGUUGUUGGAGGGGGUAGUUUGAACUCUGCUGACCUAAAACUGAAGGUCACGACUAACAUUGAGCACGUUAUAGGGCGGAUCAAUGGAAUAGCUCCAUCGUACAUCUCUGAAGAGGAUGAAAGUAGUACGGAUCCACCUCAAUAUGUUCAGAGGGGUGUAACAGAGUUGGUUGAAGCUGCUCUCACUCCAAGAAACUUAUGCAUGAUGGAUCCAACAUGGCACCCUUGGUUCUAAUAAGCUCCAGUCUUUUGGAGUUGAAUACAAUGCAAAUAUUGUCUAUUUACUGUAAAUAGUUUGCAACUUAAGACAGUAAAUGUGGCUCUUGGCCAAAAACUUGACUUUCACUAAAUGAGCAAGAAAAGUCGUGUCUUAUGUUUGUAACGCUUCACACUUUUUGUUGGCUCAUUUUCUCCAGCCAAUAAUGCAUAUUAUUAUUUUAAAUGAGCAUAUCUAAUGCAUUUUCUCCA
Molecule: messenger RNA, 12232 nt
Organism: Olea europaea var. sylvestris
Lineage: Eukaryota; Viridiplantae; Streptophyta; Magnoliopsida; Lamiales; Oleaceae
Product: transcription-associated protein 1-like
Exons: 35
Coding region: 273-11999 (3908 amino acids)
Biological process (GO): regulation of DNA-templated transcription; DNA repair
Cellular component (GO): NuA4 histone acetyltransferase complex; SAGA complex; nucleus
Molecular function (GO): transcription coregulator activity; protein binding
Source: RefSeq, a predicted model, not a curated record